This is a messenger RNA of Lactuca virosa, 1737 nucleotides long. Lineage: Eukaryota; Viridiplantae; Streptophyta; Magnoliopsida; Asterales; Asteraceae. The record is from the annotation of a GenBank genome assembly.
AUGGCGACUGCCGUUCCACCUCCGCCGCUAACUCGUCUCAACACCUUUGUUGCCAGAUCACGAAUCGGAAAACGCUUCAAACUCGACGAACGUAACACCACCUUCACCACAGAGCUCCGCGCAGGCACCGCCACCUUUCUCACCAUGGCCUAUAUCCUCGCUGUUAACGCCUCCAUCCUCUCAGACUCCGGCGCCACUUGUUCGGUUUCCGACUGCAUCCCUCUCUGCUCCGACCCCUCUUUCACCUCCAAUUGCACCGGUCCCGAUCUCCGUCUCAUCCAACCCGACAUCUCCUGCAAGUUUCCGCCUGUAAACCCCGGUUACACCGCCUGUCUAGAAAGAGUCCGGAAAGACCUCAUUGUUGCUACCGUCGCAUCGUCUCUCAUUGGCUGCGUAAUCAUGGGAACUUUCGCUAAUUUACCUUUGGCCUUAGCUCCGGGAAUGGGUACUAACGCCUACUUUGCUUACACCGUCGUCGGAUUUCACGGCUCCGGUAACAUUUCUUAUGAAAGCGCACUUGCCGCCGUUUUCAUCGAAGGGAUGAUUUUUCUAUUAAUCUCUACCGUGGGUUUACGAGCUAAACUCGCCAAGCUAGUUCCAAAACCAGUCCGGAUCUCCUCCUCCGCGGGCAUUGGAUUGUUUUUAGCGUUUAUCGGUCUGCAGAACAACGAAGGCAUCGGCUUAAUCGGCUACAGUGCAUCCACGCUUGUUACGUUAGGCGCGUGUCCAAACUCUUCACGCGCGUCACUAGCUCCGGUUAUCACUUUCCCAAACGGCACUAUUUCUCUGCUCCCCGGCGGCUCAGUCUCCGGCAAUAUCAUGUGUGUCAAUAAUCGAAUGGAGAGCCCAACGUUGUGGCUUGGUGUGGUUGGCUUCGUAAUUAUAGCUUAUUGUUUGGUUAAAAACAUAAAAGGAGCAAUGAUUUAUGGCAUCGUAUUUGUGACGGCGGUUUCAUGGUUCCGUAAUACGCAAGUAACUGUCUUUCCACAUACUCCGACCGGUGACUCUUCAUUUCAGUACUUCAAAAAGAUAGUCGACGUUCAUAAAAUUCAAUCAACCGCCGGCGCAUUAAGCUUUUCAAGCAUCAACAAAGGCUAUUUCUGGGAAGCAUUAGUGACCUUCCUUUACGUCGACAUCCUGGACACCACCGGAACCCUAUAUUCCAUGGCACGUUUCGCCGGAUUCAGCAACGAAGACGGGGAUUUCGAAGGACAGUACUUCGCUUUCAUGUCCGAUGCUUCAGCAAUCGUGGUGGGAUCGUUACUUGGUACAUCACCUGUAACGGCGUACAUCGAGUCGUCAACAGGGAUAAGGGAAGGGGGGAGGACCGGAAUAACGGCGUUGACGGUGGCAGGGUAUUUCAUGCUGGCAUUCUUCUUUACGCCGUUGCUGGCAUCGAUCCCGGCAUGGGCGGUGGGUCCGCCGUUGAUUCUGGUGGGUGUGUUGAUGAUGAAAUCAGUGGUGGAGAUUGAUUGGGACGAUAUGCGGCAGGCGAUACCUGCGUUCAUGACGUUGAUAUUGAUGCCAUUGACGUACUCCAUCGCGUAUGGUUUGAUCGGCGGGAUAGGAACGUACAUGGUACUGAAUUUGUGGGAUUGUGGUGAGGGGUUAUUGAGUAAAUAUGGAAUUCUUAAGGGGGUAAGAAGUAAUGAAUUUAUUAUUAAUGGUAGUUUAGGGGAAAAUGGUGUAAUUAAGGAAAGUAGUGUGGUGGAAAGUAGGAAGGCACUUGAGGUUUAG